This is a messenger RNA of Cynocephalus volans (Philippine flying lemur), 468 nucleotides long. RefSeq names its product interleukin 17A (gene IL17A). The transcript is spliced from 3 exons. Gene Ontology annotation, biological process: inflammatory response. The coding region runs from base 1 to 468 and encodes 155 amino acids. Gene Ontology annotation, cellular component: extracellular region. The record is from RefSeq and is a predicted model, not a curated record. Gene Ontology annotation, molecular function: cytokine activity. NCBI's taxonomy places the organism in Eukaryota, Metazoa, Chordata, Mammalia, Dermoptera, Cynocephalidae.
AUGACUCGUGGGAGGGCUACAUCUGUGUUCCAGUCACUGCUGCUGCUGCUGAGUCUGGUGGUUACAGUGAAGGCAGGAAUAGCAAUUCCACAAAAUCCAGGAUGUCCAAAUACUGGGAACAAGAACUUCCCCCAAAGUGUGAAGGUCAAUCUGAACAUCUUUAACCGGAAUACAAAUUCCAGAAGGCCCUCAGAUUACUACAACCGAUCCACUUCACCUUGGAAUCUCCACCGCAACGAGGACCCUGAGAGGUACCCCUCCGUGAUCUGGGAGGCCAAGUGCCGCCACUUGGGCUGCAUCAAUGCUGAGGGGAAGGUGGACUACCACAUGAACUCGGUCCCCAUUCAGCAAGAGAUCCUGGUCCUGCGAAGGGAGCCCCAGCACUGCCCCCACUCCUUCCGGCUCGAGAAGAUGUUGGUGGCCGUGGGCUGCACCUGUGUCACCCCCAUUGUCCGCCACGUGGCCUAA